AUGUCACAGCCCGGCAGGCCCACUGCCGGGGUGCUUCAAAUCCCCGUGACGGCCACUCAGAAAUCCGCCUCUAAAUCGGCAAAGAAGACCCCCAAACCCCCUGCCCAGCGUCUCAAGCUUCUCAUCCGCCGUUUGCCGCCAGGGUUCACUCAAACUGAGUUUGACACUGCGUUGGGCGACGAAUGGAAGGUGGGAGCAGGCAAGGUCGACUGGCUUCAAUAUAAGCCCGGCAAAGUUUCCAAGGAGUGGGUUACCAGAGCCAGAACAACCGUAACAAUCUGGAAAACAGCUAAUCAGCGAACUCACGCUCGCAGCCCAGCCAAACCAUCGCGUCCCUCUCGAGCCUACAUCCAUGUGGUAUCUAGCGAACACAUCACCCCGCUAUCGGAUCGAGUGCGACAAGCCUCGUUCCAAGAUACUCGCCAAACCUGGAAUGACCCUGUCCUCCUGGGACCCCCAUCGGUAGAGUUUGCGCCAUACGCUAAGACCCCUGGGGGUCGCGUCCGCAAAGACGCUCGCCAGGGUACGAUUGACCAAGACCCGGACUUCAUUGCCUUCCUCGAAAGCCUGACUCAGCCGAUCACCAAACCGGCCGCCAUGGACUCCACUGAGACUGAGGAGAAAAUGGAUGCGGUGACCACGACGCCUUUGGUGCAAUACAUCAAAGACAAGAAGGCCAGCAAGGCGAAGGAAAGUGGAAACUCCAAGUCCAAGCACCGGGCUGAGAAGGAGUCCAAGCAGGAAAAGGUACAGGCGAAAAAGCUUCUGCAACGGCCUGACAAGGACGCAGGGCCAGCUUCUACUGCAGAGAAGAAAGGCAAGGGCGACAAGGCGAGCAAGGAAUCCGCCAAAGCAGGGAAACAACUUGCGGCUACGACCAAGUCUGGCAAGACCAGUGCUGCGAGCACGCCAAAGGAAUCUAUAAGUGCCGCAGGCUCUGAGCGUAAGAGGGAGCGAGGCAAUGUUGCGGCGGCAGCCAAGAUUUUACAACGAGAUCUUGGAAUUGCCUCGUCCAACGGUCGACGUCGCGGCAAGGGGGGAUCGGGAUCCAAUGAGACCGGUUCGCCAAAGAACGAGAGCUCACGAGACUCGUCCGUCCCCGGUCCAACUACUACCGAGUCAAGCAAGAAGGAAACGACGAAGCCGGCUAAGGGCGACAGCUCCACCAAAGCGAAGGACGUUGGCUCUUCAUCGUCUCGAACCUCCGAUGCCGCGACACCACCCACCAGCACUCCCGCCACCAGUAACGCCUCGACAAAACCUCCCAAGGGCGUCACAGCCAAGGCCGCGGCGACCCCGGGACCGACCUCAACGCAGGCCUUCCUCAAGCACGCCAAUCCCUCGCAAGGCGUCACGGAGGUGCUGCUGGAAGAGGCAUUCGGCGUGUUUGGCGCAGUGACAAAGGUGGAGAUCGACAAGAAGAAGGGAUUCGGAUAUGUGGACUUUGCGGCGCCCGAGGGCUUGCGGAACGCUAUGGCCGCUAGCCCUGUGACUGUGGGACAAAGCCAAGUGGUAGUGCUGGAGCGCAAGGCCAACCCAGGCGGAGAAAAAUCGCGUAAGGGACGUGAGAGGAAUGUUAACAAAACGAAGGAAAUUGCGCCUACUGCUGCUGCUAAUCCUGCUGCUACUGCUGGAGGAAGUGGUGGUGGCAAUGCAGGGUCGUCGCGAGGGUCUCGCGGUGGGCGAGGUAAUCGCAACAAAGGUCCCAAGGGAGAAGCCAAGGAAGGGAAGGAAAAGGCCCCGAAGCCUGAGUAG
Molecule: messenger RNA, 1755 nt
Organism: Penicillium argentinense
Lineage: Eukaryota; Fungi; Ascomycota; Eurotiomycetes; Eurotiales; Aspergillaceae
Product: putative nonsense-mediated mRNA decay protein Upf3
Exons: 1
Coding region: 1-1755 (584 amino acids)
Biological process (GO): positive regulation of translation; nuclear-transcribed mRNA catabolic process, nonsense-mediated decay
Cellular component (GO): nucleolus; cytoplasm
Molecular function (GO): mRNA binding
Source: RefSeq, a predicted model, not a curated record